GCCCAGCGCAUGCGUGACUGCACAAAAACGGACCAUCGAAACACAUUGACUUCUACGCUAUAUUACUUUCAAGAGUUAUCCUACCUUAAGUAGUUUGAAAUGUAAUGUAUUUGCCUUAAUCUAUGUUUGAUAUACCUUAUAAAAGGCCGUAUUUGUGUGAUCGCUAGUGCAAAUUCGUUGUUCUUCUGUGGUACUGUAGAUUGUUGGCAAUAUUUCGCAUGUAGCUGGCGGGAAGUGAAAAUGUUAUCAUAUAUCUCCCUUUACGAUAUUUCCAUCAAUUAGCCACUGGAAGGUGUUUUUUUAACCAGGGCGUUCUGCACUUAAUGUUUUUGAAAAUCACGGUCGAUUAAUGUGAGGAAAGUACUUAUACCGGGGCUUUUUCUGGAUGGUAGCGUCCCACUGGAAGGAUCCGCUCGCUCUGACAUUUCCACCACAAUGUCUCAGUCAGAGACGUGUUGCAUUUGUGGGGUGAGGUUUGUGAGGGGGCCCAAGGGUUACAACAGGAGGAAAGUCACCACGCUGACCAGCCCCAAGACCUUCCAGCUAGUCUUUGACAUCACUCCUGAUGACUCAUCCUUCCUCUGCUGGGUCUGUCUGGGUGUGCUCAGAAGGAAAACCAAGCAGGAUGGGAAGCUUUGGACUUGGUCAGAUUUGCCAACAAAAGUUGGCAGACCUCAAAAGCCCCGUGCCAAAAUACCAUGCUCAUCCACAACUUUACCCAAUCAAACUCCAAUUAUAACCAACCCAUCCUCUUUAUCCAUAGAAGAGUGCAUUGCUUCUAAAAAAAACAAACGAAGGACAGUUCGUCAGUGGGACGGGGAAAAAUGGACCACCUUGACUUCUUGUUCCCCAGAAUCCCAUUCAACAACCAUCAGACGACCUCCAACGCACAUAGCCCCAACCACACACUCUUCAACACCAUCAAAACAAGUAAAUUCCUCAGCAUUAUCAAGUCAAACUUCAAAUCAGAUCAGUUCCCUGUUCUCCUUUGGAGAGAGGACAACAAAAAGACAUCCGGAGGCUCCCCAAUCUACAACACACUCCACACUCCUGUCUCCGGUCCCCGUUGACGAAGGUAUAAGGCCCAAGAAGAAGAAGCUCCCUUUCUCCAAGACUAAGCAGAGCUAUGGGUUUGGACCUCAUGCCAAGGCCCUGUAUUAUAUGAACAGCCACCAGCACCUGAAGGCCUUCAGGUCCUUGAUGAAGACCAAAGCUAGAGAAGCCAUGACCCUUUUCCUCGCCGAGGUCAUCGCCCAGGAGAGUAAGGUAUUGAUGAAGGACCAACGUGGGCCGUUGCGUCAGCCGCUGACUGAGGCGAGUGUGAGUGGGUUUUCCUGGGACACGGUUCUAGCGUGGGGGGAAGAAAAGGCCCCUAUGACCCUGGCCUGUCUUAGAGCAAUGUUCCCCAAACCCAACACCAUCAGGACACGGGUUAUGAUGGGAGCAAGGAAAACAAAACGCCCGAGGACAGAAGAGGAGGCAGGUGAUGUCGUCAGCCAGAGGGCGGGGCUUAUCUUGGCCAUCGUCCUCUACACCUCCAUGCAGAAGUGCAACUUCAUCCAGGCCUCUCUGGGGAUUGAGUUCUGGAAACAGGGCUGUCCUCUCAGCGUGUUCAAAGCCCUCAGUGCCCUGGGGGUGUGUCCCAGUGCUGCCUCCACCAGGAGACACGCAGAGAGGCUGAUAACCGGCUUUGAUCCACCUCAGCAGGACCGGACAGAGGGGGUGGAGGAGGAGCCUGGGGACUCCUUUUGUAGAUCUGAGGAUGAGAGUCAGACUCUGAGUUGUUCUGAAGAGUAUCCCAGUUCCUCCCCAACCCACUCUCUGAACUGGUUCUCGGACCAAUCCCACUCCAGAGACGGGUCCUCGUCCGAUCGGAGUUCCAGACCUGACUCCAGAUCUCGCUCCAGGAGCGACGACUACCAAGGCCCUACUCAGAGACCUGACUCCCGGGAGUACCAGAAUCUGAUCAAAGAACAUGGUUACCACAAAGUCCAGAAACCUACAUUGAGUCGAUGGAUGAAGAACAGUGAGGACAACAGGGAGGCAAAGGAAAAACCUGUUCAAAAUCUCAAGAGAAGGAAGAUGACGAUAAGGAAACCUGCUCAAUCGCCUCCAGUAGUAAACGCAACUGGCGCGCACCGGUCAGACACGGAGACUUCUCAUAUAAGUAAGGUAAACAUGGAAGUCAUUGAAACGUCUCAAGUAGUCAACACACACGUGGAAGUCAUUGAAACGUCUCAAGUAGACAACACACACGUGGAAGUCGUUGAAACGUCUCAAGUAGACAACACACACGUGGAAGUCGUUGAAACGUCUCAAGCAGACAACACACACAUGGAACCCGUUCAACUCAGCGACAAGAAACCUGCUCAUAUAAGUGAAACAAAUGUACAACUUGCUCAAAUGUCGGAAAUGAGCGAGACAAACAUGGAACAAAUUAAAAUGCCCAAAAGAGGCAGGCCAAGGAAGGAACUUGCUCAAAUGUCUGUAAUGAGCGAGACAGUCAUGGAACAAAUGAAGAUUCCUAAAAGAGGCAGGCCAAGAAAGGAACUUGCUCAAAUGUCUGUAAUGAGCGAGACAAACAUGGAACAAAUUAUAAUGCCCAAAAGAGGCAGGCCAAGGAAGGAACUUGUUCAAGUAAGUAAAACAAACAUAGAACACACUCAAACUCCACAAAUAACCGACACACACUUGGAACCUGUUCACAAGCUCAGAAGUCCAAGGAAGAAACCUGUCCAAACGCCUCAGGUAACUGACACACAAAACAAACCCAUUCAAGUAACCAAUACAGAUAUUAAACUUGCUGAGACAAACAAAGAAUCAGUUGUACAGGCCAAGAAUGGGAGGCCAAAGAAGGGAUUUGUUCAAAUUCCACAUUUAACCGACACUUGCAUGGAACCCAUUCCGGUAAGCGAGGUAAAUACGGACACCACUUUAAUGCCCAGUAACAUGAAGAGACCCAGACGAGUUCCCCAAGUAUCCGGCACAAACCAGGAAUUAACUCAAAUGCCCAAAAUGAACAAGGAAUCCUGCAAAAUGCUUCCAAAAAUGGACACACGCAUGGCACCUGCUGUAACAUCUAAAAGAGGGCGGACAAGGAAGGGACCAAUUGAAAUGUCUCACGAAACCGACUUAGACACAGAAGCCGGUCUAAUGCCUCAAGCUGGUGAAAUGAAUCAGCAACGUGUCGAAGGACGGGAAAUACAUCAAAAACCCGCUGGACCCCAAAAACUCACUGGAAAGGCUAAAGUAAAUCAGAGAAAUAAAGCACCUGCAAAGACACCUGAAGAACCAGAUCAAAUGGAAUUGAUUUCAAAGCGCAAAAGAGGCAGGCCAAGGAAAGAACUUGCUCAAGUGAUCAACACAAGCAAGGAAACCCCUUCAAUGCAUAAAAUAAGCAAAACAGGCAAAGAACCUGCUCUUACCCGGGAGAUAAAAAUUAUUGUCAAUAGGAUGGAAAGCUGUAGUGCUGCUGAAAUGCCCCAAAUACGUGAGAUGAACAAUGAACCUAUUCAAGUAAGUGUGGAAAACUUUGAACCUGUUCAAAGACUGAGUGGGAAGUCAAUGGAGGGACUCGUUCAAAUGCCUCAAGUAAGCUGCACGGACAUGGAAUCUGGUAAGUUAGGCAGGACCAUCAUAGAAACCACUUCAACUGCAAAAAGGACUGACAAAGAAUCCGUUCAAAGGCCUCAAGCAAACGAAACAAAAGCAGAACUUGCUCAAACGUCUCAGAUAAUGGAAACGAUACAGGAACACAUUCAAGUAACCAACACAGACAAGGAAACUGCUUCCGUGCCCAAAAGAAGCUGCACAGACAAGGAAACUGCUUCCGUGCCCAAAAGAAGCUGCACAGACAUGGAACUUGCUAAAAGGUACAAAAUGAGUGACUUUCAGACUCGGGUAAUAAGAAUAGUUGACACUAGGAUGAGGGCAAACAAAGAAUCUGUUUCAAUUCCUCAAGUACACGACCCAAACCAGGACCCUGAACCUGCUGCAACACCUGAAAUAGGAGACACAAACAAACAACCCACGCGAGUGAUCAGAAUAGUUGUCAACAGGAGGAUACCGGCAGACGUAUGUAGUCACACCCGGAAAAGCCUGGAGUGCCUGGCUGAGGUAGCGGCCAAAUGUGCUCCAUUAGAUGUUAAAUCUGCCGAAGAAGAUGGAUAGGUUGGUAGACGCAUGUUACUUAUCAUUAUAACAAACUUCACAACAUGGCGUCUCAGGAAAGAAAAUACAAAUUGUGGAAGGGUAUAACCCUAGCCUGAGGGGUGGGGAAUAGUCUGCCUCGUCUUCUGUAUUCGUUUUACUGUAAUUGUACAUACCAGGCCUUUGUUUUAGCAAUUGUCUUCUCCACCUUGUUCAUUUAAUAUGUACAUAAUCCCAGAAACCUUCGUGUUUUUGUCAGUGUCCACUGUGGAUUUAGUGUUAAUCUUAUCCCAUUUUGUAUUUAGUUGUUUGGAUUGUACUUCUGUGGUUGUUGACAAUGUAAUAAAAAUAAUAAUAAUAUAAUAUGUAUGUGUUUUGUACAAAGGGAAUUACUGUAGUCUUAGUAUCCAUGCUCAUUUCAGGGUAUUUGUUUUCAUUACAAAUGUCAUUUGACUAAAAGCAGAGACUGUAAACCAAAACAGAUUUGCCCACCAAUCUUUAAGAUAGAAAAUAAAUUGUUAUAAAACAACCACAGCGUUUAUCUUGACUCAAGGCUUUUCCUUUCAUACAGUUUUUGAUGUAUACAUUCUUGCAAUAAUAUCCUGUGGUAAUACUUGUGAUCAUUUCGUGUAUAUUACUGUUGUCUCGUGUAAAAAAUGAAGCUCACAGAAUAAACAGUACAAUUGUAUACA
Oncorhynchus gorbuscha (pink salmon) is the source of this 4841-nucleotide messenger RNA. RefSeq lists its product as uncharacterized. The transcript is spliced from 8 exons. The coding region runs from base 436 to 4170 and encodes 1244 amino acids. The record is from RefSeq and is a predicted model, not a curated record. Lineage: Eukaryota; Metazoa; Chordata; Actinopteri; Salmoniformes; Salmonidae.